GAGCUCUCUCUCUCUCACUGUGUGAAUGCAAGUAAGCCGGCGAGCCAGUUAGCGACCGAGAGGAAGUGUGUGAGGGUGAUAGGUGCAGAGUGUGUGCUUGAUGUGUGCGUGCGUGCGUGUGUGUGUGUGUGUGUGAGAGAGAGGGAGAGAGAGACAGAGACAGAGAAAGGCAGUUGCACUUUGUGUCGGUGCAGGAAAGAAAGCCAGGCAGCCGGUGCAGUGCUUCACAUCCUGCACCCUCCUCUGCCUCUCCGACGACUGAACCACUACCGGGGACUCACUCUGUGGACUAUUCCGACGGCUUUCCUCUCCACUCGCCUUUGAAGGGAACACCUGUGUGUGUCGAGAGAGAGAGACAGAGAGAGAGAGCGAGGAGACUCCGCGGACUUGGCCCCUGAGAGCAGGGCGGGUGGAUGACUUCAGUGGAUGAGGGUUUGGUCGGUGGAAAGAGGGAGCCUGCUACUGAACAUGGGCUCCCCUCCGUAGUUGACGGGGCUGGCGAGGAGGAGCAGGUCCUCCCGGUCAUCAUGUGCUCUCGGACCUCUCCUGACCCCGUCCCCGAGUGCCAGUUGUUCCCUGACGAGUUGGAGGAGUCGGAGGAGGGGGUAACAGAAGAGGGCAAAGAGAGGGAGUCAGACAGAGACAGUGCUGUGGAAAGCUCCCAGGGGUCUGACUCUUCAGAGGGUCUCACCAGACACUUGGACAAGGAAGACACACUGGGAGAGCUCUAUUUCUCCGGGGACAAGUGUGCUCAGGCUAGUAUCUCUAUAACCUCCGACCUUUCCACACGUUCUUCUGCCUCAUUGAACGAAGAGCAAUUUGAGGACUACGGUGAAGGGGAGGAACCAGAAUACACUCCCAGCAGCCCCUCUCCAGACGACGAGACUCGGACUAACGGUUACUCCGACCUCGGCUCGUCUGUACCCUCAAGCGCGGGUCAGACCCCUCGGAAGGUACGUCACCAGUACGCCGGCGAGCUCAUGGACGUCUACUGUUCCCAGUGCAGCAAGAAGGUCAACCUGCUCAAUGAUCUGGAUGCUCGGCUCAAAAACCUCAGGGCUCACAGUCCCAGCAGAAAAAUCUCCAGCACUGCCUUUGGAAGGCAGCUGCUCCAUAACAGCAACCUCAGCAGCCGCAAUGGCAGUACAGAAGACCUUUUCAGAGACAGCAUCGACUCCUGCGACAUUGACAUCAACGAGAAGGUGAGUUCUCUUGAGAAGAAGGUAGCUGAACUCGAGAAUGAGAUUCAGAUGAAUAGUGACCUGAAGUCCAAACUGAAGCAGGAGAACACACAGCUAGUACACAGGGUAAAUGAGCUAGAGGAACAGCUGAAGGACCAAGAGACUCGUGCAGAGCAAAAUUUCCAGGAGGAGUUAAGAAGACACAGAGAAGCCUAUAGCAAAAUGGAAAGAGACAAGAACACACAGAUAGAGCUGCUGACCAGCCGUAUUAAGAAUCUGGAAGAGGAGAACAGUGAGAUGUCUGCUAGUAUGUUUCGACUCAAAUCUCAGACAGAGAAGCUUGAUGAGGAGAAACAAAGGAUGACAGAUAAGCUGGAGGAUACCAGUCUGCGGCUGAAGGAUGAGAUGGACCUGUACAGGAAAAUGAUGGAUAAACUGAAACAAAACAGAGAGCAGUUCCAGAAAGAAAAAGACGCCAUGCAGGAGUUAAUAGAGGACCUGCGUCGAGAGCUGGAGCAUUUGCAGCUGUACAAACUGGAGGCGGAGAAGCCCGGUCGGAGCCGCAGCUCCUCGUCUGGACUUUCAGACUUUAACAGCAGGAGCAGAGAGGUGGAGCUCGAGCAUGAAGUUAAGAGACUGAAGCAGGAAACCCAGAAGUUGAGGGAGCAGAAUGAUGACCUGAAUGGUCAGAUUCUUAGCCUAAGCCUCCACGAAGCCAAGAACCUGUUUGCCACCCAGACCAAGGCUCAGUCUUUAGCUGCUGAGAUAGACAGCGCCUCCAGAGAUCAGUUGAUGGAAGCCCUGAAGGAACAGGAGGACAUCAAUUUAUGCCUGCGGCAGUACAUGGACAAAGUUAUUCUGUCCAUCUUGGACCACAACCCUUCCAUUCUGGAGAUAAAGAACUAGCAGUCGCCUAUCUGGGAUGAAAAUCAUCAGUCCAAUGUCGAAUGGUUGCCAGUUAUCUGUUCUGGGAAUCUGUGCAGGAGGACAGCAAAGAUGAGCAGACUCGGUUUGUGUAAAUGGACCUGCUUUGCCCUCUGCUGUUCGUUCCGAGGACGUUUUCUCCCCACGGACUAAUAUUUGGCGAUUGCAUUUUGAGGGACUUUCCUGAGUGAGCGAAUACUAAACAACUGAUGGUUAUGCAAAUGUGA
Molecule: messenger RNA, 2332 nt
Organism: Poecilia latipinna (sailfin molly)
Lineage: Eukaryota; Metazoa; Chordata; Actinopteri; Cyprinodontiformes; Poeciliidae
Product: rab11 family-interacting protein 4B
Exons: 13
Coding region: 414-2087 (557 amino acids)
Biological process (GO): endocytic recycling; regulation of cytokinesis
Cellular component (GO): midbody; cleavage furrow; endocytic vesicle
Source: RefSeq, a predicted model, not a curated record